Molecule: messenger RNA, 2693 nt
Organism: Microbotryum saponariae
Lineage: Eukaryota; Fungi; Basidiomycota; Microbotryomycetes; Microbotryales; Microbotryaceae
Source: the annotation of a GenBank genome assembly
AUGCCCGCCGCCGGCGAGACUCCCACCGUUGCCACCCCCGCCGCCGCGAGCAUCAGCGCUGCCCCACCGACCCCACUUGCGCCUUCGCAAUGGUCCACCGCGGCUUCGUGCUCUUCCCCAAUGUCGACGAUCCCCAUCAUGAUGCCACUGUCGGAGGGUUCGACCCACCAUUACCGCCCAUGCUCGAGAGAGUCCAACUCGUCGUGCGAUUCGUUCAGCAGCAGCUUCGACGACUACGGCGUCGACGCCUUCUCCGAGAGCGGCUUCGGCGCGCUCGGCGCUACAACGACAACGAGCUUCGGUUUUGGCGGCGGAGCUAUGGCCAGCGGCGCAGGGGCCUCCGGUGCUGGCACCUCGGCCGCACUCGAACCUUGCGUCAACGGAUCCGGCUUCAUGGUCCGUACCCAUCUCGACGAUGCGCAUGAUUUCAUGAUCGAGGUCACGUGGUCCGAGCUCAUCAAUCUGCUCGUCGAUCGUGAGUGAUCUCUCGAAAACAUACCAGAUCGAACACAGUAGCCCUCGGCCUCGGCCACCGGAUGUCAUUGUGCACACCAAUAGCUGAUCCCGUGAAGCGCUCUUUCUUUCUUCAUCAGCUUCAAUCAGUCGCAACCUUGGUCCCGCGCAUCUCGUGUCCAAGAUCGUCACGUUCGUCCGAGGCAAGUUCAAGUCAAAAGAACUCUGGUUCGCGUUGAAAGCUGAUCUCCGACUUUCUACGCCGAACCACACAGCUGAGCUCGGUCACUCAGAUACAUCUUCAUCGCCCUUCCUGUACCAAGCCCGAGCAUCGGGUAUGCAGCCGAGCAUGCACGGUGAUUUGUCGUCGAUCAACUCGGUCGCCAACGAUAUGGAGUUGCUCGCCGUUCGCCCCCACGAUAUUUUCCCCACCAAUGUCGGGUCGACCGAAGACUUGAACCAAAGUAAGGAAGUGUUGGUGAAUUCCCUGCAUCCCUUGACCACGAGUAGUAGCUCUUACGUGGCCGAGGGCUAUGGCUCGGGCACCGAUGCUGGACUCGAAUCAUCUAGUUGGAGCAACCAAUCGAAGUGGCGCGGCCCCUCGAACGUUUAUCCCGGACCAGCCCACCCUAAGCAACACGAUAUUUCUAACACCGGUCAAUACGCCACGUCGUCGCAUCCAUACAGUGCCGGGCCCAACGAGUUGCUCGAACUCCCCACUUCUCGCCCUGGUCCGAGCUACCUUUCGAACGAGUUGCAAGGGAUGCAGCUGCAGCCGAGGUCGGGUCCCGCUCGACCCGAGCCUCGUUCUCGCCAUAGUAGCGACGCGCAUUCGAUGCAAAGGGCGAUGUACCGAGAUCAAGGCCGACCCUACUCGAGAUCGGGAUCGGGCUUGCCGACCUCGUUGCCUCCGUCGGGGGGCCACUCGAUCCGAUCGGCCAAGUCCGACAAGGGCGAGCACGAAGGAUCGCCAAGUCACCACGACCCGCGCCCUUUGCAACCUCUCAACGGGCGUACCGAACUAUACGUGUUUGACGACCUUUCGCAAACCGUCGCCCGCGUCAGCCACGGUGCGGAAGCGCUGUCCCCCGAAGCGGCCCUCAUCGAGUUUCCCCCUGGAUCCUGUGAGUGAUAUUCUGAGCUCUUAAACCAGUUUGAGGAUUCAUUGACAAAGUUAACCAUAUUUUAUGAUAGACCACCGCGUCUUUCACGAAGAUUUGGAGGUCCUCCCGUCGGAUAUUGGCCAUGGUCGCGCCGUUCUGUGGCUUAGGGGUCAAGUCUGUGUUGCCAAGUGUCGUUUCCGCCUCGAAGGCAAGGUCAGUCGACACAUGUCCAUAAGCUGGACUGGCAGGUAUAAAAUUGAUGCUAAUAACGAUUUUUUCAUCCUUUAAACAGCGACCUGCGGUCAUUCGAGCUCAUUUUGCGACCUGCAAGCUGCGCGAGGGCCUUUCGGUCGACCCGCUCGGUCGCUUGUGCCGACUGCAAGUCGAGGCUCGUCGAUGGGCGACGGAGCGCGAUCGCGAACGUCUCGCCACCAGUGCGGCUUCGAUUAGAUCUCUGCCGGACUCGUCAAACUGCGACUCCGAUGACUCUCGCUCGGUCCGAUCGGAGUACUCGGUCCAGAGCACGGGCUCGUCGGUGACUUCGUUCUCGGCCUCCCACCCUUCUACGCAGCCUACGGUGGUCAGUUGACUUGGGAGCAUUCCUCUAUCAGGUCCAACGAACGAGCGUUGGAUCAGGUAUGGUGACUGACCCUUCAAAAACUUUGCACAAAUCACAAAUCAUCUCAGCUCGGACCCGUUCGUCCAAUCCGUUCGCGACAGCACCCUGACGGACGUCCGCUCGCCAUCAUCGCCGGCGCCGGUAGCAAAGACGAUGGGGCCUAUGGGAGCGGAGACCGACCCAUGGUGAGCCCAAGGAUAUAGGGAAUGCAAUUCUUUUAAUGAUUUAGGCUCAUAUUCGCGGGAUUCCCUUGCGCUUAACGUUGCUAGGUAUUGGACGACGACGCCGCGGUCGGCUCGGAAGAAGGGGCGUAUGCGCUCGCGAGUGGGGGCACGGCGAACCACGGCGGUCACUGGACUGACCAAUGGCUGGACCAACAUGCCUCGAGCGAUGUUAUGAACGGGGAUGCACUUCGCACGGCGACGCUCCCGCGUGCUGGGGCUCAUCGCUCGACUCGGUCCAUGGCGCAAGCCGCCGCGGCCGGGACAGGGGGCGCUUCCUUCUUGUCGAUCGAGUGA